Molecule: messenger RNA, 980 nt
Organism: Penicilliopsis zonata CBS 506.65
Lineage: Eukaryota; Fungi; Ascomycota; Eurotiomycetes; Eurotiales; Aspergillaceae
Exons: 1
Coding region: 34-729 (231 amino acids)
Source: RefSeq, a predicted model, not a curated record
AACAAUUAACACAACUACAUUAACACUCACGAAAUGACCGCCCACGCUCUGCUUUCCUCGAUAUUCACCUCGCUGGCUCGCUCCCCGCGUCGCUGGUCGCUCACACGCACCCUGCAAAGCGACAACCCGCUCGACAUCCACGGCGAACUGCACGGCACUGCGACCUUCACCCUCCUCCCCCCGACCGAAGACACCGUCAGCAACGCCCACAAUGCCCUCACGAACAAGCAACCCACAGAGCAGGUGCAGAUGCUGUACCAUGAAGAAGGCGUGAUGCCCACCACCGCCGGGCUGGGUCCUAUGGCCGGUCUUCGCUGGACGAAACGGUACAUCUGGCGCCAGAGCGAGGGGCGGAUCAGCGUGUGGUUCGUGAAGGUGCAAGAGAAGAGAAAAGAAGCCAAUAAGGAUAAAAGUGCAGAUACAGAUGUAGAAGCAGAAGCAGAGGCAGAAGCAGAUUAUCUGUUCCACGACUUUGAAGUCAACACGGAUGCGAAUCUCGAUUCUAGCCUCUUCGUCACCCCUCCCGUACCACCUCCCACCCUGGAACAAACAACAGUCAUCACCGCGCGAGGGAAUCAUCUCUGCAUCAACGAUAUGUACCGUACGGCGUAUGCGUUCCGGGUCCGGCCGGAAACAGGCGAGGUCGUCAGCUGGGCAAGUCGGCAUGUUGUCAAGGGACCCAAGAAGAACCAGGAUAUCGUCAACGUGUACACUUUGCUGGCUGGCUGAGGGUAUACUUUGGUCUACAGAAUUCUAUCACAGGAACCCGUUCAACCGUUUUCCAACUACCGUGUACAUACACCGAUAUCUACACUCCACACAUUCCCUGCCGGGGCAUCUCUAGCAGCCCGUACUUCGGUUCCGCGUCCAGCAGUGAACCGAGAGAGAGGCAUACGGGCUUCCGUUAAGGAUCGACUGUAUAAAGGCAGAAUGUAACUACUGUACAGCUAGAGUGCUGCUACAAAAUGAACUGAAUGACU